AUUUCGGGGACAGAUCGUUUGGACACAGGAAAGUGCGCUCUAUCCACCCUACACCUUGCACCUCCCCGAGGUUCGCUAUUCACCAACAUCGGACCAUUGUGAAGGUUCUGGUGGGGUUGGUGUUGGGGAAUUGCCUUGCCCCUAACUAAUAAGAGUCCUGGUCUGGCCCCUUUCUUGUCCCACUUUCGCUCUUCCAGGUUGGAGAGAUCCCAGGCCAUUCACCGUCCUCUUCAGGAUCCAGUCUUCCUCUAUAUCGUCGCCCUUUCAUUCUAGCUAGUACUUAUUCACUCUUUGUUGCCCGACAUGGCUACCGAAUCAAGCACCCCGUCCGCGCCUGCGGCUGCUGCCCCUGCAGCGACGACGAAGCCCGUCAAGCCCGAUGAGGAAGCCUACAAGAAGGAGCACGCCAGGCUCGAAAAGGAGAACGAUAUUGCCCGGGAAAAACUUAAUGCCAUCAAGGCCAAGAUCGACCUGGUCUCAACUGGCAAGAACAAGGAGAACCCAGCACAGCAGCGCCGCCAGGAGCUGAUCGCCCAAGCCAAUGAGAUCCGCAAGAAGCAGGGCGUCGGAAAGAACGCCCGUAACGCCAAGCUGGAUGAAAUCAAGCGGCUGGACGAACAGCUCCGCAGCCGGAUCGCCGAGCAGAAGGCCGCCCGCGCCAAGGUUCCCUUCAAGAGCGUCGAGGAGAUUGAGCAAAAGAUUGCCGGGCUGGAGCGCGACGUUAACAGCGGUACCAUGAAGAUCGUCGACGAGAAGAAGGCUUUGGACGAGAUUUCAAGACUUCGCAAGCUGGGCAAGACCUUCAGCCAGUUCGACAAUUCGCAGAAGGCCAUUGACGACCUCAAGGCCAAGAUCAAGGAAAUCAAAGACUCAAUGGAAGACCCUGAGGCCAAGGCGCUCAACGAGCAGUACAACCAGAUUCAGGCUGAGCUGGACGCCAUCAAGGCAGAGCAGAGCGAGGCCUAUAACAACCGGUCGGCCCUCUUCGCGGAGCGUGACAAGCUCCGCGCCGCCCAGGAAGAGACGUGGCAGGCCCUGAAGAAGCACAAGGAUGAGUACUACACCCAACGAAAGGCUUACCAGGCCUGGGAGCGGGAGCAGCGUGAGAAGCGGCGCGAGCGUGAGCAGGCCGAGCGGGAGCGCAUCGCCAAGGAGCGCAAGAUGGAGCGCGCCAAGGCCAUGCUCGCCGAGGCCAGCGAGCCCGCCUUCCUCGAGGAGAUCCGCCGGGCCAACAGUUUGCUGCGCUUCUUCGACCCGACCCACCAGGUCGUGGAGAAGACGCCGCUCCUGGCUGACAAGGGCCUGGCCGCCACGGCCCAGCGCAAGGUCGACGACUCGGGCCUGCAGGGCAUGCGCGUCCUGCGCAAGGAGGACCGUGACGAUGAGUACAUGCCCGCUGUCAAGAAGGGCAAGAAGGGCAAAGGCGCCAAGAAGACCGAGGCUCCCGCCACCGCCUCGUCCAAGUUCAGCUGCCCACCCUCCGUCAUGGAGGACUGCGCCUUCAUCGGUGUUAACCCCCCGAUGAGCGCCGCUGAGGUGCCUGACGCCAUGGAGAAGAUCAAGGCCAAGCUUGAGCAGUGGAAGGCCGACCAGCCUGAGCAGACUCGCAAGAACAUUGAAAAGGCCAAGAAGGAGAUUGAGCGCCUUGAGGCCGAGGAAGCCGGUACGGCGUCGCCCGGCACAAGCACUCCGGCCAAUGGCGCGGACGGAAAGGAGGCGACCGACAAGGCAGCGGUUGAGCAGAAGGAGGACGCGACAGCGGCAGCUCCCGAAGCCGAGAAGGUGGGGGCUGAUGCAUAGGAGAACGGAACCCCCACUAAUGGGCCCGGAGUUGUCGUUGCUGUCGCAUAAGAAGGCGGUUGGCACACAGGGUGGUCGUUGAUUUGCUCUAGUUUCCUCGCACCGCGAGGGAUGGAUGGACGCCAGCGGUUUAAACAAAUGGCCGUGGGUUUGCGGUGGCUGGGGGGAAGGUGGUUGCGAGGGUUUUGCUUAGCUCUUCUGAUUUGUAGUUUUAGUCAAAAAUUGAUCGUUACCAUCCAUUCCCGCC
Molecule: messenger RNA, 2047 nt
Organism: Canariomyces notabilis
Lineage: Eukaryota; Fungi; Ascomycota; Sordariomycetes; Sordariales; Chaetomiaceae
Exons: 3
Coding region: 304-1800 (498 amino acids)
Biological process (GO): intracellular mRNA localization
Cellular component (GO): endoplasmic reticulum; nuclear outer membrane-endoplasmic reticulum membrane network; ribonucleoprotein complex
Molecular function (GO): mRNA binding
Source: RefSeq, a predicted model, not a curated record